AUGAAGUUCACAGCUGUUGUAUCGUUGCUUCUCGCUACAUCGGCCUUCGCGCAAACUACUCCCUUAGGCUUCACUCCUGCGACAAAUAAAACACUGGACGUAUACUACGGGACACAGUAUAUCAGUCCUGGUAUCAUCGUCAGAAAGUCUAUCACGCAAAGAGCUCCUGUCAUCGGUCUCAGCAACACGACACUUAGCGGGAAAUACUUACUUGCAAUGAUCGACAUAGAUGGUUCUCAGAACGGCCGUACAACAACUGUCUUGCAUGCCCUUCUGCAGGAUUAUACAGCAUCUGGCAACAAGCAGAACGGCACGUCUGUCCUCACUACGACAGCUACAACGCCUUCGUCAUACUUUGGUCCUGCGCCUCCUGCUGGCGCGCCUCCCACUCAUCGUUACGUAUUCUUGCUGCAUGAGCAGCCAGCAAACUUCGCAGUACCGGCUGCGCACAAACAAGCCGUCAGCAGCAGAUUCGGGAUCGAUUGGCCAAAGUUCAUAGCGGAUGCCGGGCUCAAAGCGCCGAUUGCUGGAAACUAUCUGCAAGUGAAGAGUGGGGAUAACACAAAGAGGUGGGAUGCAUAA
Molecule: messenger RNA, 582 nt
Organism: Alternaria postmessia
Lineage: Eukaryota; Fungi; Ascomycota; Dothideomycetes; Pleosporales; Pleosporaceae
Exons: 3
Coding region: 1-582 (193 amino acids)
Biological process (GO): regulation of proteolysis; regulation of Ras protein signal transduction
Molecular function (GO): phospholipid binding; peptidase inhibitor activity
Source: RefSeq, a predicted model, not a curated record